Messenger RNA from Periconia digitata, 936 nucleotides. Lineage: Eukaryota; Fungi; Ascomycota; Dothideomycetes; Pleosporales; Periconiaceae. The record is from the annotation of a GenBank genome assembly.
AGACUAACAGUCUCUGGCACUCGAAACUUUAUAUAUCACAUUGCAAUCUGUCCUCUUAGAUCGUUAGACAUAAUGUCGGACAACAAUCAAACAAACGCAGAAACGACAUCUAUCAACACUCAGACUCCAGGAACAAGAGAGGACCCUAUCUUAAUUGACGACGAUCAUGAGAUUGGAAGUUUCAGCAUGCCAGGAGCACCCACAACCUCGCUGGUCAAAGAAGAGCCUGUAUCUAUUAAGGCGGAGCCUCUUAGCAUAGCGCAUAACUUUGGGAUAACAGAAGUUCCUGGGACUGCAGAGACGCAAGACAAUGGCGACAUAGAAGAAGGUAGCCAGAAUAACAAAAACACGGGGCUUAUCAGCGAUUCAAAGAUUACCGAAGAAGGACCUACUCCAGCCAAAGGCGACAGCGAUCCCCGUGACAGACGCCCGAAAGCGACGAGGAAAAUCAACAAAAAAAGCCAGACCAUCCGAACGAGUGCGCGUAAGCCUGCAAAGAGAGUCAUACAGGACAUACAUACCUGGGGGGAUCCUGAACAGUCAGAAGAAGCGUUGUCAGAGCUUAAUAGCAUCUGGCGUGAUGUGCGAAUCACGUGCAUUCAACUUGAGCUAUUCUCAUCACGCUGUCUAGCUGUUGAACAUCCGCUUUGUGUCCCUAUGACGCAAUUUAAAAACAUCAUCCAACGAAUACUACAAGAGACAGGUGCAAGCGAGAUUGAUCCUCGCAGCGCUUUUGUACUACAAAAGCAUUGGGAGGUGGUUAAGAACUCUGUUGAACUGGCUGAAGUUUCUUUAGGGGAUGACCUAAGUAAUAUUGAAUCAUUUGGACGUAGCUUGCAGCAUCUGGUAGAUCGAGCGUCAUACUACGAAGCUAUCUUUAAACAUCCUCAGUCACAGAGAGCAAAGAAAAGAAGGAAGAUUAAAGGGAACAAUUGA